Pseudozyma flocculosa PF-1 is the source of this 867-nucleotide messenger RNA. RefSeq lists its product as uncharacterized. Gene Ontology annotation, molecular function: 2 iron, 2 sulfur cluster binding. Bases 1 to 867 code for a protein of 288 amino acids. The record is from RefSeq and is a predicted model, not a curated record. NCBI's taxonomy places the organism in Eukaryota, Fungi, Basidiomycota, Ustilaginomycetes, Ustilaginales, Ustilaginaceae. The transcript has 3 exons.
AUGUCGCUCGCCACCUCCUCGACGGGCGAGUCGGCCGUCCUGGUCCCGGACGCCGCCUCGUCCUCUUCUGCCGCGGCGAACGCAGCUCCCUCGAACCUCGUCGAAGUCACUUCGCCCGAGCACUUUACCGAGCUCAUGCAGGCCGACCUCACCCGCGUCUCGCUCCUCAACUUCUGGGCGCCCUGGGCCGAGCCCUGCAAGCAGAUGAACGACGUUGUCAAGGAGCUCGCCCUCAAGUACCCGCAGGUCCUCUGCCUUGUCAUCGAGGCAGAGGCCCUCCCAGACGUCUCCGAGUCUUUUGACGUCGAGGCGGUCCCCUCUUUCGUCCUGCUCCGCGGCCACACGCUCCUCUCGCGCAUCUCGGGCGCCAACGCCUCUGCGCUCUCGGCAGCCGUCGCCUCGCACGCCGCCCCGACCCGAGCUGGCGGGCACCAGUCCCUCUCACGCACCUCGGCCGCACCCCGCGCCGCCUCCGACGUCUACGUCGCCGCUGCCGGCUCCAACGGCGGUGCUGCAGUCGCUGACGACGAUGAGGAAGAGGAGCUGAGGCAGGAGACGGACGAGGAAAUCUUUGAGCGGUGCAAGAAGCUCAUGGAGAAGGAGGACGUCAUGCUCUUCAUGAAGGGCGACCCGGAUACGCCGCGCUGCGGCUUCAGCCAGAAGACGGUCAACCUCCUCAGGCAGGAGAAUGUCAAGUUCGGGCACUACGACAUCCUCAAGGACGAGAACGUCAGGCAAGGUCUCAAGAAGCUCAACGACUGGCCCACGUUCCCGCAGAUCAUUGUCAAGGGCGAGCUGAUUGGUGGGCUCGACAUCCUCAAGGAGCAGAUCGAGACGGGCGAGUUCAAGGAGAUUCUCGAGGGCUAG